Messenger RNA from Knipowitschia caucasica, 1185 nucleotides. The record is from the annotation of a GenBank genome assembly. Lineage: Eukaryota; Metazoa; Chordata; Actinopteri; Gobiiformes; Gobiidae.
AUGGUUCGCACUUUCAUCAAAAGAAGCUUUGGAACUCCGUGCUGCUCCACCCGGGCUUCCCUCCUCCCACAAACACACAGCUCCUCUCCCCGCUCAUGCUCCCACUGCUUCAGAUCCGCGCAUCCACAGCUCCACGCACCAGCCCCUGCGCGCUGCUCAGAGCGGCACAGAGCCGCGGUUCUCUCUGCGCUGAGGAACAUGAAGUUUGUGGCUGUCCUGCUGCUGUCGCUGUCUGCGUCCUGCGGUGUCAGAGCGGCGACUCCAGCAAAGAAUGAAUUUGUGUCUUUGGCUGAAAUGGAGGACGCUCUGUUGAAGAACCUUUUUCAAGGAUACCAGCGGUGGGUCCGGCCGAUUCAGCGAGUCAAUGACACAGUGAGAGUGAGAGUCGGACUCAAAAUCUCCCAGCUCGUGGAUGUGGAUGAAAAGAACCAGUUAAUGACAACAAAUGUUUGGCUGUGCCAGGAAUGGUACGACUACAAGCUCAGAUGGAAUCCAGAAAAUUAUGGUGGAAUCACCUCCAUCAGAGUUCCUUCUGAAAAUAUAUGGCUUCCAGACAUUGUUCUCUAUGAAAACGCUGAUGGGCGUUUUGAGGGCUCACUCAUGACUAAAGCCAUUGUUAAAUACAAUGGGGCCAUCACCUGGACUCCUCCUGCAAGCUACAAAUCUGCUUGUACCAUGGACGUCACCUUCUUCCCCUUUGACCGACAGAACUGCACCAUGAAGUUCGGCUCAUGGACGUACGAUGGCCACAUGGUAGACCUGGUCCUGAUGGACCACCAGAAACUGCCCAGAAUGCUUUGCAUGCGUGGCCACACAGACCGUUACCACUACCCAGAGCUGGCCCCUGAAAGCCCCGAGCUGAAGCCCCGGUCUGGCAGAAGGGCAGGAGGUCAGCGGACUGCUGCGUCAGAGGGGAAGGAGGAGGAGCCCUGGUCCGGCAUGUUGGAAAAAGCUAUUUACUCUGUGCGCUACAUCAGCAGACACAUCCGCAAGGAACACUUCAUUCGAGAGGUGGUACAAGACUGGAAGUUUGUGGCUCAGGUGUUAGACCGUAUCCUCCUGUGGGCCUUUCUCUCUGUAGCAGUUCUGGGCACAAUCUUCAUCUUCACACCAGCUCUGAUGAUGUUCAUGAAAGUUCCUCCCCAAGCUGCCAGCGAGGAGUCUUCCUCCACCCCUCCGCACUAA